Molecule: messenger RNA, 3055 nt
Organism: Xyrauchen texanus (razorback sucker)
Lineage: Eukaryota; Metazoa; Chordata; Actinopteri; Cypriniformes; Catostomidae
Gene: cep72
Product: centrosomal protein 72
Exons: 14
Coding region: 1-1602 (533 amino acids)
Molecular function (GO): protein binding
Source: RefSeq, a predicted model, not a curated record
AUGGCGGUAGACGGUUUGUCCAUAACAGAGCAGUGGAUCAGAGAUAAACUAAACCUUCAACACAGUUGUUUAGCGGAUGUUAGGUCAUUGAUCCUACCAGGAACAUAUGAAGGGAAGAUCUGUCAUUUGGGAUCGUCUCUGAAGAAUUUUGUGCGUUUGAAAACAUUGGAUCUUUCUCAUAAUGCACUGAUCACCGUUCAGGGGAUUGAGCAUCUGGAGACGCUAGAGAAACUCAAUCUGUACUACAACAGACUGGCAUCACUACAAGACGUCUUUUCUCUGCACAAGCUGCAGAAUCUGAACGAACUGGACUUGAGAUUGAAUCCUGUAGUUCAGAGACACCCUCACUACCGUCUGUACUUGAUCCACGCUAUGACCAAAGUCCGCAAAAUUGAUGAUUGUCCUGUGCGCGACCGAGAACGAAAGGCGGCUCUCAUGCAUUUCUCGUCAGAGGCAAAUUUGGACCCUAAACAGGACAGACACGUCUUAACACAAGACGCAGCAUGCAGAAGUAGUGAGCAGAGGAUAAAAGCAGUGAAGAGGAUGAUGAAGACGCUCUCGCUUUUAGAGCACAAUGAGGAAGCUGUUCUCAAUGAUGUGUGCCGGAUGAAGCAUCAAACUCUCCCCAUUCGCUCCGAACAUGACGGCAGCCCUCGUCUCUCACUAGAAAAUCCUUCUGACGUCAUGCAUUUACUCAAUGAUUCUGGACGUGAAAGGUCCUCGACACCAAAUCAGGAAUCCGUUCUGAAGAACUCGGAUCUUAAGAAUGGAGUUCCCACUCGACAAGGUGGGCACAAAGUGACUUUUCUCAGUCCGAUUGUUGAAAGCUGUCAUUCGGUGAAUUGCUUGAACCGCGGUACAGUUCGAGGAGAGACUAUGUUUACGCCACACCCGACUGCGUGCGCUGCUUCACAAGAAGACAAUUGUGGAAGCAUCAAACUGCAAAACAGUCCAAAUCCCAUUUUGCAUCCUCCCAGAUUAACCUACAGGAGCAGAGGGACGUCUGAUAGAAGUCCUCCUGCACCAGAGCGAGAACGCAAACCCCGUAAGGGUGCGUACAGGAAACCCAUGGAGUUGCUCCUGAGUAUGAUGGAGGAGUUCUGGUCUGGGAUGAAGGAAAAUCAACAAAACCGAACGUUCCUCAUGAACAUGGUGAAGAUCCUCCGCAUGAUGGAGAAGGAGGUUGUGGAUGGAGAAGAGGAGAUCCAGAGUCUUAAAGGAACAGUCAAAGCUCUGAACGCUCGAUCCAAACUACAGAAGAAACAACAUCGAUCUGAGAUUGAAGAAAUUCAACUUCAGCUUCGACAGGCACAAGAGUCCAUAGAAGCUCUUAAUGAGCAGUUAAAGACUGUGUUGGAGGAAAACGUGUCUUUACAGAAACAGCUGAUCAGAGCUGAAAAGAGUCUUCUCUCCUCUCGACUGAAGAACAUGACGAACACAGAGGACAGAGCAGCGCUGUCUGACCCGGAGGAGUUGAACAGGAAGAGACAGACCGGCCACGACGCGAACGAGAGCGCACACGAGCAGCGAGAACACUACAAGUCUUUAAUUGCCAGAAAUGAACGUUUGCUGCAGCAGCUGGAAGCGGAUCUGAUGAGCUGAGAGAAGAUCGCGUUCAUCUUUUCAUGUAAAUUGGCUGUUGAACGUUUCUGCCAGUAUUGCAGAGAGGAUACAAAAAGCUCGACCCAAUAGCGGGGCAUGUUGUCACAAUGGUAACUUUCCAUUGCUUUGGCUAACACAUACUGUUAAUUAAUUACAACAUAUUAAAAUCUCAAAUCUAGCUUUAUUAUAUACGUAGCUGACUCUUGUCUACCCAGUUGCUAUUACAAAAAUAUUGGAUGUUUUAUUUGGAGGAUAGAUUGCAGAAAUAUAUAUCCAGGGCGUGCUGAGUGAAUCUCGUUUAGAAAAUGAGCAUCUGACUCAAAAUCUUAAAAUGAAGUUGACAACUUGCCCCAGUCUUCAUUUGAUGUAGUGAAAAGGAAAUAAUGCAAAACCAGGUCGUUUUUUUAUUUUUUAUUCAAUACAAUGCUACAAAACACUGACACGUUAAAAUCGUUUUUAUCAUCACCAUAAAACAUGCAUAUCAGGAUACUGUAGAACAUUGAAAAAUAUUAUUUAAAAACAUUAGACAGCAUUUGUUCCUCAAUACAGAUGGUUAACAACAGUAUUUGGCAUUAAGCACACAAAACAUUAAAUACGACAGCAAAUGUACUUUGUGGUUUAUUGUCAUAAAUAAAAGUCACUUUCUACAGACGAGCAUGUAUGAUAGGAACCACAAGCCACUGUUCAUAUCUGAAAAAUAGAUGUUUUGUAGAAGAAUAUGUCUGUACACUAUUCACUCGUCCCUUUAAACCCUCAGAUGCAUUCGUGUUUUCCUCCAUAGAAGUGGACCAUUUAAUCCAUUACAAAGUUCAGGGUUCCCAAACACGCCUUGAAAACACGGACAUUUGAGGGAAAUUUCAAAUGGUGAUUUCCAGGCCUGGAAAAGCGUAUAAAUACUGUAACGCUUGACAUUAACAUGGCAUAAGUUAACGUUAGAUUACUGCGAACACAAUCACAAAUGCGUCUGAUUCAUUCGCCAAUGUGUGAAAUUGUGGUGUUUUAAAAAUCGUUAUCUGGUCUUCACAAGCAACUAGAAAGUUCAUGGAAAAGUUGGCAACACUUUACAAUAAGGUUGUAUAUGUUAUGUAAUGGCUAAUGUACAGUGCGUCGGUUGUCAUCGCAAAAAUAAGUCCUCGUGGUGGCAUAGUGACUCAAUCCGGUGGCGGAGGACGAAUCUCAGUUGCCUCCACGUCUGAGACCAUCAAUCCGCGCAUCUCAUCAUGUGACUUGAGCGCGUUACCACGGACACGUAGCGCUUGUGGCUUCACGCUAUUCUCCGCGGCAUCCACACACGACUUGCCACACGCCCCACCGAGAGCAAGAACCACAUUAUAGCGACCAUGAGGAGAUUACCCCUUGUGACUCUACCCUCCCUAGCAACCGGACCAAUAUGGUUGCUAAGGAGACUCACAUCAUGUAGAGGCUCAUGCUACUCUCCACGAUCCACACACAA